This is a messenger RNA of Arthroderma uncinatum, 2727 nucleotides long. RefSeq lists its product as uncharacterized. The record is from RefSeq and is a predicted model, not a curated record. The coding region runs from base 1 to 2727 and encodes 908 amino acids. The transcript is spliced from 6 exons. Lineage: Eukaryota; Fungi; Ascomycota; Eurotiomycetes; Onygenales; Arthrodermataceae.
AUGGCGAAGGCAGAGAACGGCUGCAAGGGAGAGCCAGCCUGGGCCUCAUGGACUAUUGAUCAAAGGUCAGUACGGACUCUUGAGCCGGGUUCUGUUGAGGAGCUUGGAACAAAUGGAAUCUCGAAGUGGAAAGUUGACGGCGCGGCUUCGUCCAAACUUGCGGCAGGGAUUCCCAACGCGGCAGAAUCCAAGGCCAAGAAAUCCGGAGGGCGGUGGGCGCAAGGCGGGCCCGCCGGACAUCCAGAGAUCGUUUUUCUCUUCAACAUCCCCCCAGCAUCUACCGUCGGUCAAAGGGGAUAUCCGCUGAACGAGGACUCGUACCUGGGAAACAGUGCUGCCAUGACUGCCUCUUUCGAACUCCAGACGGUUGCCGGCCGGCUGGCGACCUUCGAUGUCGCGCAUCACGGAAAAGCAGAGUCAACCACCUGGCCAUAUACCACCCCCUCGCCAGAUGAGCUUGCCCAUGCCGGAUUCCACUACACGCCAACCGCCCUCAGCCCCGACAAUACUACCUGUUUCCUCUGCGAACGAUCGCUCGAUGGCUGGGAAGAGGGCGAUGACCCUUUUGCAGAGCACUUGCGGUUUUCCCCCCAGUGUGGAUGGGCAAUUAUAAUGAAUAUAGCUCAACAGACCUCAGAUCCUGCGCAAAUUGAAGAUCCAACCGGCCCCGAAAUCGCAGAUGCUCGGAGAGCGACGUUCUUCUCCUGGCCACAUGACGGCAAGCGAGGAUGGGUUUGUAAGACGGAAAAGAUGGUUGAAGCAGGGUGGUACUUUUGCCCAAAUGAAGAGAGUGACGAUUUAGUCAGCUGCCCCUAUUGCAAGCUCUCCUUAGAUGGAUGGGAGCCGAAGGAUAAACCUUUUGAUGAGCACUAUCGACGUUCCUCAGAUUGCUCUUUCUUCGCAUUUGCAAAACAACCUAAAAAGGGUAGAGGCCCAGGUAAGGCAGGACGCGGCUCGAAAGCUUCACGUUUAUCCACGCAAUCCAACACCACAACUGCGUCGGAGGCGCCCACUGUUGAUUUUGACGAUGCUAUGGACCAAAGUAUGAUGUCACAGAGCGCAACUAGCACUUCAAAAGCAACAAAGAAAACGGCCAAGUCAAAAUCUCGAAGCUCUAAAUUGAAAAAAGAAGACGGGAUGGAUUUACCUAGCCAGCCAGACAUAGUUGAGAAGCUGGACAGAAAAGAGGAUUCGAUUUUAUACGAGAGCCCUUCCCGGGGCACAAAAAGAAAGAGCGAAGCAAUCAGUGGGAUAGGGUGGGAUAACCUGGACGAGGACAGCCGGCUCCAACCAGAACCGAAGCCCAAGAAAAAGCGUGUUACGGCAACGCGGACCAAAAAGGCCCAACGUACUACGGGUUCAACUGUCGAUUAUGCGGAGCCUACAGACGAUGAGCUUGGGUUGGAUGCCGCGCCACAGCCAAAGAGGGGACGUAAGAAAGGAAGCACCUCCAAAGGGCGAAAGGCGUCUACCGCCUCCAACGCCUCUACCGCUCCAUUGAAGUCUCAGAUUCCCAAUGAUGACGAGAUCGAUGCCGAGUUGGAGGCUGAUCUUGACAAAGACCUUCCAACGGAAUCUAUAACUAACAAAGCUGUUGAAAAGGCACCUGGUCGACCUCGCCAUUCAUCAACAGCUCCCACAGCACCUGUGCGCCGAAAAGUGAGCCCACAAGUUGAAGACUGCGAUGAACUUCCUAAACAGGAGACCCAAAAGAAACAUACAACGAAGAAGUCCACAAAGAAGAAGCAAAUUUCCACAUCGUCAGUCGACAAACUACCAGCGAGUGACCUUGAUCAACUUCCACAGCCUACCUCAGAGGCGGAUGUGGAGAUGGACGAGCCUGUCGUAUCAAUACCAAUACAGUCUCCAGAACUCAAAGCAGAGAGUAGGGAACCAGAUCCUGAGCCAAAAAAGGUGAAGCAAAGCAAGAAGACAAAAUCUACGACAAGUAGUACAAAAGGCCGAAAGAAAAAGGCGGACAGUGGCGACGUGAAGGAUAUUACUACGGCCGAAACGGCUGCUCCAGCUGAGGAUACAACAAUCGAUAGGGAGAAACCAGUGGCUCGAUUGUCUAAAGGACGGAAUAGUAGUAAAAACACGAGGGCAGGUGUGGACGAAGGGGACUCUAGCGCCCAGAAUCUCGACACUGACACCCAGUCUCAAAAGAAUGCCGGCCCAACGCGGGAGGCACCUAUUAUUCGCCGUCCCUCCAAGCAAGUCCGACAGGCAAGCCCUCCUACCGCUAAUCCCUCAACGCAGCUUUCGCCCCGUGACAAUACUCCCUCCCCAUCUCCUCAGUCCUCCGACGCAGAAAACCAGCCUCCUUCGAGUAGGCCAUCAACGAUGUCAAGGGCUCACCCUCACACGACUUCACAGCCAAUCAAGGUACCCCUGACCACAAAGACCCCUGUCUUGUCUCCUGCAAAGGGGGAAACACGCUCGAGACAGCUUGCAACAGCCGAUCCCUGGGAACCCGUUGACCUGGAUGAAGCAUUCCUUCCAGACCCCACAGGGAAAGAAAAUUUAUCUUUGAACGACAUUCUGCACGCUGCCAAGGACGGUGUUACUAGUCCUGAGAAGCGUAUGAAUAUUGAAGAGUGGAUAUUCUGGAAUGCAGAAAAGGGCGAGGAAAAACUGCGGGGUGAAUGUGAGAGGGUGGUCGGUGUCUUUGAAAGAGAAGGCGGACGUGCGAUGCAUGCAUUAGAUGGUAUCGAAUGCAUAGAUUAG